Gasterosteus aculeatus aculeatus (three-spined stickleback) is the source of this 1979-nucleotide messenger RNA. RefSeq names its product hematopoietic cell-specific Lyn substrate 1 (gene hcls1). Gene Ontology annotation, biological process: cell migration; regulation of actin filament polymerization. NCBI's taxonomy places the organism in Eukaryota, Metazoa, Chordata, Actinopteri, Perciformes, Gasterosteidae. Gene Ontology annotation, cellular component: cortical actin cytoskeleton; site of polarized growth; plasma membrane. Gene Ontology annotation, molecular function: actin filament binding. The record is from RefSeq and is a predicted model, not a curated record.
CACGUGAGCGAGAUCCGCGUUCACGUGUUCGGCGUCCAACAGUCGCAGCUUGAGGGAAGAAGAAGGAGCUCAGGUUGUCGGUGCAAAAUCCACCUGAAAGCGGAUAUAUUAACCUGACAGCAAGAAGAUGUGGAAGUCAGCCGUGGGCCACGAUGUGAGCAUGAAGGUGGCUGCUGAGGGGGACGACUGGGAGACGGACCCCGACUUUGAGAACGACGUGUCGGAGCAGGAGCAGAGGUGGGGAGCAAAAACAAUCGAGGGCUCGGGGCGAAAGGAGCACAUCAGCAUCGCGGAGCUCAGAGACAAAGUGACCGUGGAGCACGAGCAGGUCAAGCAGAAGGAUCACACUCCCAAAGCCUCGUACGGGUACGGGGGAAAGUUCGGAGUGGAAAAAGACCGGAUGGACAAGGUGGCCCUGGGGAACGACUACGUGGCGCAGGUCGAGCAGCACUCCUCCCAGAAGGACGCCGCGCGGGGCUUCGGCGGGAAAUUUGGUGUGCAGAAAGACCGAGUGGACAAGUCAGCCGUGGGCUUUGAAUACAAAGGAGAGGUGCAGCAACAUGCGUCUCAGAAAGAUCACUCGAAGGGGUUUGGAGGGAAGUACGGUGUGGAUACAGGAAAAGUGGACAAGGCGGCUUUGGGGUACGACUACAAAGCAGAGACAGAGAAGCACCAGUCGCAGAAAGAUUAUUCAAAGGGGUUUGGAGGGAAGUACGGUGUGGAGAAAGAGAAAGUGGACAAGGCGGCUUUGGGGUACGACUACAAGGGAGAGACAGAGAAGCACCAGUCGCAGAAAGAUUACUCAAAGGGAUUUGGAGGGAAGUUUGGCGUCGAAAAGGACAACGUGGACAAAGCUGCUCUGGGCUACGAUUAUAAGAGCGAGACGGAGAAGCACCAGUCACAGAAAGAUUAUUCCGCAGGUUUUGGGGGUCGCUAUGGAGUCCAGGCGGACCGCAUGGACAAGAGCGCGGUUGGCUUCUCCGACAUGGACUCCCCUACCUCUGCGUACGAAAAGACACAAGCAGUAGAGGCCUCGAGUGCAGGCGCGGGAAACCUGAAGGCGCGUUUCGAGAACAUGGCCAAAGCUUCGGACGACGAGAACAAGAAGAAGGCGGAGGGGGAGCGAGCGAGGAGACAGGCCAGAGAGAGCAGAGAGCGAGAGGUGGCGGCACGCAGGCAAGAGGAGGAGAGCAGGAGAGAGGAGGAACGUCUGCCGCCGUCUUUUCCAGAUGAGGCCGAAGACGAGGCCCCGGAUGUGGAGAAUGAAACGCCGCCGCCUGAAAUCCACCACCACAUGCCAGAGAUCCAGGAAAUACCGGAGCCAGACGAUGAACCGGAUUACGACGAGCCCCCCGCUCUGCCGCCGCGCUCGGAUUCCCCCCCGCUGCUCGACGCUCCGGCACCUGUGGAGGAGGACGAAGAGGAGGACGAAGAGGAGCGCGACGACCCGCCUCCUCUGCCGCCGGCUUGCGACAACGACUACGAAGACCUGUCGGCCGGCAUGCAGGCCGUCGCAAUUUACGACUAUCAAGGAGAGGCAGACGAUGAGAUCUCCUUCAACCCGGAUGACGUCAUCACCCACAUAGAGAUGAUCGACGAGGGCUGGUGGAAGGGACAGUGUCACGGACGCGUCGGCCUUUUCCCGUCUGCUUACGUUCAGCUGAGGCAGUGAGCGACGAGCUUCACUUGAGCGCUCGCGUUUCUCUGGUUGUUCAGCAGAGGAAAUUCAUUUUAGCGCUGUAUUUAUAGAAUCAAUGACAAAAAAAAGAGGUUGUGUAAUAUCUCACAGGACCAUAUUGAAAAGAAAAGGAGUUAAAUCUGUAUUGAAUUUAAUCUUCUAGUAGGAAACUGCUCUGUAUUGUCAACGUGUCAGUGUCAACCUUCAGGGAUAUUUACUGAAAACGUAUUUUAAUCGUUAUUCUGCUUUCCAAAAUUAUUAUUCAAUAAGAAAAAAUGUUAAUAAAGUUGUUUAUCUUCAA